Molecule: messenger RNA, 1422 nt
Organism: Puccinia graminis f. sp. tritici CRL 75-36-700-3
Lineage: Eukaryota; Fungi; Basidiomycota; Pucciniomycetes; Pucciniales; Pucciniaceae
Exons: 9
Coding region: 1-1422 (473 amino acids)
Molecular function (GO): monooxygenase activity; heme binding; oxidoreductase activity, acting on paired donors, with incorporation or reduction of molecular oxygen
Source: RefSeq, a predicted model, not a curated record
AUGGCCCUGGGCAUAGUACGACUGUUCCAGGUAUCAGGAUUGUCGAUGUCAGUAAACCGGAGUGGAUUGAGUAUAUACAAAAAAGGACCUUUGAGCCGAGCCUUAGCGUAUGAUGUCUUGGGAGAUAGCAUCUUCGUAUCAGAUGGUCCAGUCUGGAAAAGAGCUCGACAUGCCACCUCCACAAUCUUUACUAUGAAGACAUUCAAGACAACUAUCGUCCCUUGCGCCAAUCAAAGCAUCGAUAGGCUAGUCAAAGUACUGAAGUCGACUGCAGAAGUGAAUCAGAGCAUCGACUUCUGCAACCUUUUCUAUUGUUAUACGUUGGAAUCCUUUGUACAAAUGACUUUUGGGACUGAUCUAGGCCUCCUUGGUAUCGAAUACAAUGACGAAGAAAAAGCACGAUCACCCUCAAAACUAUCGCAAACGACGAUUCCUUUUGCGAAAGCGUUCGAAUUUGCGCAAGAUCAGCUAGAUUUCAGAAUCGCCAUGGUCAUGGGAUGGCAGAUGAUGGAAAGGCUCAAUGCAUCCAUGGGGAACCGCAUGAAGGCCUCCUGUUGCGUUCUGGAUGAGUACGUUUACUCCUUAAUUGACGAGCGAAUGGCUAAAAUGGCGCAGAUAUCCGAAUUCGAAGACAAAGAAUCAUCUCACUCGGACCUAUUGAGUGUCUUCAUGAAUGCUCGGGACGAGCGUGGAGGCGGCUUAGGACGCACUGAGCUGAGGGAUACUACACUGAGCCUCAUUGUUGCCGGGCGUGAUACCACCGCCCACACACUAUCCUGGGCCUUCUUUCAUGUACUCAUGAACAAAGACCUAGUUUCCAAAAUUCGCGAGGAAGCGAUCGAAAUCUUGGGUGAUCAGGAUAGUGAUCAAGAUCGCGUGACAUAUGAGAAUUAUAAACAAUUCAUUUGGAGUCAAGCAGUCGUAUAUGAGGCCCUGAGGUUGCAUCCUAGUAUUCCAAAGAGUGGAAGAUACGUUGCCUCAGAUGACCGAAUCCCUGGUGGACCGACUGUUGAGGCUGGUAACUUAGUCAGAUGGAGCGCCUGGAAGAUGGGCCGUGAUGCCUCAUUAUGGGGGCCGGAUUGUGGCGAGUUCAAACCAGACCGUUGGAUUGACGAGACAGGCCGUAUCAAAAAAUUUGGGCCAUUCAAGUUCCCAGCUUUUGGAGGCGGCCCAAGGAUUUGUAUAGGUCAAAAUCUGGCGAUGUUACAGGCAGUUAAAGUGAUAGUUGAAGUUUUCAAGCAGUUCGAUCUUGAGUUCGCCCCGGGAUGGUUAGAAAAUGUCCCUAAAAGCGAAGCAAUCGAAGGUGUUGCAAGUCGAUAUCCAACGCCAAUGUACAGGCCGUCAUUGACUUUACCAAUGGCUCAUCCCAUGAUGGUCUCAGUUCAUCGACGUACUUCAUCAGCAGAGGCCAUAUCACCUUGA